This is a messenger RNA of Phytophthora sojae, 1205 nucleotides long. RefSeq lists its product as hypothetical. The transcript has 2 exons. Gene Ontology annotation, molecular function: GDP-mannose transmembrane transporter activity; antiporter activity. Gene Ontology annotation, cellular component: Golgi apparatus; membrane. The record is from RefSeq and is a predicted model, not a curated record. The coding region runs from base 1 to 1023 and encodes 340 amino acids. Lineage: Eukaryota; Oomycota; Peronosporomycetes; Peronosporales; Peronosporaceae.
AUGCCGCCGACCAAGAGCCACGCCGCCGCCGGGUCGCUGGUGCUGUCCAUCGCGUCGUGCGUCGUGUACAGCGUCAUGUCGAACGUCAUGGUGCUGACGAACCGCUACCUGCUGGGCAAGAAGUACUACGGCUUCGACGAAAAGUUCUUCGUGGUGGCCGUGCAGGCGGCCGUGGCCGUGCUCGUGCUGGAGCUGGCCAAGAUGCAGAAGCUCAUCUCGUACGACCCGUACGACGCCAAGAUCGCGCGCAAAUGGGCGCCCGUGACCUUCUUCUUCGUGGCCAUGCUGUACACGGGCAUGCAGGCCACCGCGGGGCUGCCCAUCCACAUCGUGACCGUGUUCAAGAACGUGACCAACAUCAUUAUCGUCUUCGGCGAGUGGCGCUUCUUCGGCGAGCGCGUGGGCGGCCUCGUGCUCGUGAGCCUCGGCGUCAUGCUCAUGGGCGCCGUCAUGUCCUCGUACAGCGACGUGGGCGGCAAGGCCACGCCCUCGACGCUCUCGGGCUACUUCUGGAUGUUCCUCAACUGCGCGGCCACGGCCGGCUACGUGCUGUACAUGCGCUACGCCACGUCGCGCUCGUCGCUCAAGAUCUCCAAGUUCGGCAUGGCCUUCUACAACAACCUCAUCUCGCUGCCGCUGCUGGCGCCCCCGCUCGUGCUCAACGGCGAGGCCUUCACGGUCUGGAGCAACCCGCUGCUCGGCAACUUCAACUUCACCAUGCUGCUCUUCAUCAGCGGCGUGCUGGGCGUCGGCCUCAACCUCGCCUCCUUCUGGUGUGUCUCGGUCACGUCCGCCACUACGUACGCUACGGUUGGAGGGCUGAACAAGAUCCCCACCACGUUCAUCGGCGUGCUACUGCUCGGCGAGCCGCUCAAGCCCGACACGGCCAUCUACGUGACGUUCGGCAUGGUCGGCGGUAUCCUCUACGGUUACGCCAAGUUCAAAGAGGGCGAGGCGGCCAAGAAGCGCAAGGCGGCCGCGCAGGACGCACUGCCCCAGACCACCCACGAUACCAAGGCAUAGAUCUAUCGGUCCAUUUUGUGGACCAGGCGAAGGAGGCGUGAGUGGAAUGGACGUCUGCGUCCAUUCUCCUCCCUCCCUCUUCUCUCCAGUGCGUUGGAAUGCAUUUCAUGCCUUUUUGCCUUUGAACUGCAGCGGUUUGCACGGAUAUGAAGAGACAAAAUGUAUUGAAAGGCAUUUCGGUG